Scleropages formosus (Asian bonytongue) is the source of this 1200-nucleotide messenger RNA. Its product is annotated as complement C4-like. Gene Ontology annotation, biological process: complement activation. Bases 26 to 493 code for a protein of 155 amino acids. The transcript has 3 exons. The record is from RefSeq and is a predicted model, not a curated record. NCBI's taxonomy places the organism in Eukaryota, Metazoa, Chordata, Actinopteri, Osteoglossiformes, Osteoglossidae.
CUGACAGAGACUUCUGAUCACAGCCAUGGAGUCUCCAUUGUUUCUGUUGUUGUUCUUCAGCUUCUUUCUAAUAACUGUCUCUACACAGGACAUGUUCCUGGUGACAGCUCCCAGUGUGUUUCAUGUGGGAGUGAAGGAGCGUGUAUCUGUUCAGUUACCCUCCAGCCUGCUCAACCAGCCUGUACUUCUCUACUUGGAACAUGAGACCAGUGGGCUGCUGAUGUCCAAUAGGGCUACUUUUCAGAUGACCCAAGAGAAACAAAUUGGAGUUGUAGAACUCGAGGUGGACAGAGAGAAAAUGUCAAGCCUUCCUACGUUGAACCCAACACCGCUCUACUUGGCACUAGUGUGUGAGAUCAGACCUGGGCAGAGGGAGAUGGUCAGAGUGCUGGUUUCUCAACACAGGGGCUACAUCUUCAUCCAGACAGAUCAGCCUGUCUAUACCCCGACACAGACAGGUGAGCUCCCACAACCUGCCUGCUCACAGCUCUAAUUAAUUAACUAGCAUUACAACCUGCCAAAGAAAGUCAUCCUUAUUUUAAAAACAUUUUCUUUACAGAGGGAUUUAUACAAAAAUAGGUAUAAAGGUUUUGCAGAAAAAUUUAGUAGUACAGCUAGACAUGAAAUCUCUGUAAUAGCAGGAAUCCUGUUUGUGGCGCUACAGCACUGAACAUUUUCACAGGGUUUUCCUUUGGAUGCUCUGGUUUCCAAACACAGUCUAAAGACUUUGACUAAACAUCCCAGCCACUGUGAGGCACCACUGCUAUCAGCUGUGCCACUGAGCUGCCCUCAGGUUAAAAUUUACAAAACAACAUCCUUAUAGGGUUUUUGUCUUGCUUAGAAGUAGAUAUAAAGUCAGUGAGUAUACUGUGGCCAUUGUGGGACACAGGGGGCCACGUGGGCAAGACAGAGGACAAGUUUUCUCCAGCAAUUUUUGUUCUCAAGUAAAGGCAAAAACCAGAAUGGGAGAAACGGCCCCUUUAACUCCACAUACCAGUAAGAACUAAAGAAACACAAUACAAUCCAGCAAUGGGAGCACAAAAAUAGCCCGCAUAUCACCAACCUGGGCCCAUCUUUUUUGAAGCCCUUCUCUUCCCCAACCAACUCCCUCAAACACUCUUCUAGACUCUCAUGGCAUGACACACACACACACACACACACACACACACACACACACACACACACACACACACACACACA